AUGGCUCUUUCAACUGAGAUGGAGGCACUUCCCCAACAAUUCUUAGAGGGUCCAAGGGUUCUUGUGAUUGAUCAUGAUACCACUAUCCAUAAUGUCAUUGUUGAAAAGUCAAUUGGUUGGGAUUUCAAAGUUACCACAUGCUCUAAUGCUUCUUUUGCAUUGACUCUUUUGAGGGAAGCAAAGGGUUGUUUUGAUGUGAUACUAAUUGAAGAACAAAUUUCAGACAUGAAUUCCUAUGAUUUUCUCCAACAAAUUACCCAACAAAUCAAUAUUCCUGUCAUUAUGAUGGGUAAAGAUGGAUCAACAAGUGCAGCUAUGAAGGCUAUUGCAAACGGGGCUUGUGAGUAUUGUGUUAAGCCUUUGAGUGAUGAUGACCUAAUUAAAAACAUUUGCCAACAUGUUUCAAGGAAAUCUUUGAAUGAAAAUAAACAUGAUCAAAUUCAUGUUGAUAAUGGCACAAAAGAAACUCAUGUUGAUGUGGUUGAAAAGGAUAAUUAUCAACCCCCAACAAAAAAGAACCGUUUAAAAUGGUCUCAAGCAAUGCAACAAGAAUUUCUAAGGGCUGUGAAUCAGUUUGGCCUUGAUAAUGCAAAGCCAAAAAAAAUUAUUGAAGUGAUGAAUGUUCCUGGUUUGACAAAAGAGCAUAUUGCUAGCCAUUUACAGAAAUUGAGAAUUGCUUUGAAGAAUGAAAUGCCAAAAGGUAAGUGGAAAAAAUCAAAGCAAGAUCAAUGUCAUCAUCCUACUGAAACACAGUUAGGUCUUGAAGCUGCUAAGUCAACGCCAGAACUUGAUCAAAAUGUUAAAAAUUCAGUCAUACAAUGUGACAAUAAUUCCCAUGCACCACAACAUUCAUCGAUAUUUGCAAAUCUUUUUACUGAUCAGUCUGAUGUUCAGAGUUCAGUCAUACAAUGUGACAAUAAUUCCCAUGCACCACAACAUUCAUCGAUAUUUGCAAAUCUUUUUACUGAUCAGUCUGAUGUUCAGAGUUCAGUCAUACAAUGUGACAAUAAUUCUUAUACACCACAACAUUCACAGACAUUUGCCAACAUUUUUACUCAUCAAUCUAAUGUUCAGAAUUUUGUUAUACAAUGUGACAAUAAUUCUCAUGCACCACAACAUUCACCGCCAUUUGCCAACAUCUUUACUGCUCAGUCUAGUGUUCUAAAUUCUUAUGCACCACAACAUUCAUCGACAUUCGGCAACAUUUUCACUUAUCAGUCCAACAUGAAUCCAUAUGAUGAGUUCUUUAAUUGA
Medicago truncatula (barrel medic) is the source of this 1254-nucleotide messenger RNA. RefSeq names its product two-component response regulator ARR14. The record is from RefSeq and is a predicted model, not a curated record. The transcript has 5 exons. Lineage: Eukaryota; Viridiplantae; Streptophyta; Magnoliopsida; Fabales; Fabaceae. Gene Ontology annotation, molecular function: DNA binding. Gene Ontology annotation, biological process: phosphorelay signal transduction system; cytokinin-activated signaling pathway. The coding region runs from base 1 to 1254 and encodes 417 amino acids.